Styela clava is the source of this 3092-nucleotide messenger RNA. RefSeq lists its product as uncharacterized. Lineage: Eukaryota; Metazoa; Chordata; Ascidiacea; Stolidobranchia; Styelidae. Gene Ontology annotation, molecular function: protein binding. The record is from RefSeq and is a predicted model, not a curated record.
UUUUGUGUAGAUUAGUAUCUCUUUUUAUAUUAGCUUUCAAUACUAGAAACAAAGUUAUGUGAGGUUUCGAUCACUCUAUAAGAUGAUGGAAAAGAAAUUUAAUUUGUGAAUCAAAUAGAAAAGCCGCUAAUAUUUUGGAUUUACACAUUGGAUUAUUGACUACUUUACUUCAGAAGGAUAUAAGAUCACAGCUUUUGAUCUGAGAUUGAUAAGUGAAGAAAAUGGUUGUACAACAUCUGGAAAGCAGACUUGCAUUGACAUCGCUCAAUACUAAUGAACAGCUUCAUGAGUUUCAGAUUGUUCAUGCUUUGAUUACACAAUGCAGAAAACAAGCAUCUGCUGAAGUUGAAAAUCUUCACAAUAAUAACAACAACCAUAAUGGUUUUGAACACCAGCAAACGAAUAGCGCGAGUUUAGGAAAACGAAAGUUGAAUUCAUCAAAAGAAGAACGUUCGUCCUUCGUUCGAUCGAUAAGUAGAACUUUCAAUGCUCUUGCACAAGCAACGAAUUCAUCACUUUGUGCGAAACAGAAUUUAACGUCUCAUCCUGUCAACAUAGCAUCUACGGUUAAGAAUAUCAUUUCACAGUUCAGUCGACAAGGAUACCAUGGAUCAGUCUGCUUUGCCAGCACUUGUGCUGAAACUUCUUCGACAAAAUCUGACACGCCACCGAGUGUUCGGAAGAGAACAACCACUCCUAGUAAAACUAGCGGAAUAUCAAAUCAACCUGUUUCGAUGCAAUCAAAGCCCAACUCUUCCACAUCGAAUGGAACUAUAUUAGAAUGCAGAUCGAUAAAAAAAGACGCAAACUCAGAAUCUCUGAGCUCGUCACAGUCACCGAAAGAUAAUAACGUAGUCGCUACAAAACCAAAAGUACGAUCUGUGAGAGCCAGAAACGCACAUAGGCUCAUAAGGCACGAAUCUGCACCGAUACCUCAGCCUGGAGAAUCAAAGUCAUUACAGAAGUCGGGAAUAUCUGUUCGAAGAAGCAAAAGUGAUGCAGUUUGUUACAAGUCAUACAUGAAACAGACAAGACGAAAAAUUGAUUCGAAUGUGCAAACGAAAGUACUUCAUUUUGAGAACUGCUGUAAAGGAAAAGGCCAAGCUUCUAUGUGUUUGGAAUGUCGGAAACAUAACUUAGAGCAAGGAAUCUUGACGCAGUCUCGUACUAGUUCUACAUUACCAAGGAUUGACUCUGUGAGGCCCAAACAAGAGAAUUAUAUUGGGGCAUUAUCUUACCAUAAACCUUCCAUAAUAACCCAAAAUGCAGCUUCGUCGAAAGACUCUAAAAGCACAAGUCUUCCUCCUAUCUCUGUAUGCAAAUCUCAAACAAAAACUCCCCCUCCCACUGCGGCUCGUAAAAAAGCAAUCCCAUGUCCUGGGGGGACAUAUUACCCAGUCGAUAAUGCCACCUUACCCACUGUAGCCCCUUCAGAAAGUUGUGCUCCUGAACUCGAGUCAAAUAUCAUAAAUAAUAAAAGUGGACGUUUGGAAAUAUAUCCUGACUUGACCGUUUCUGAGGUCCAGUGUUCCCAAACAAAACGAAAACACUCAUCCUCUGAUGAUGAACCUAUGCAAAGUAAAAGAGAAAGCAGAGAUGAUGGAUAUGGGAACGCUGUUUCUUUACACGCUAGUUCCACAGAAAUUCAAGUUGAUCUCGACCUCCCAGACAAUAAAAAUAACUCAAUCUCUUACGAUUCAAAAAUGGACUCUGCAUCAGAGGUUCAAAAUCCUCAAUUCAGCGAUACUUCGUCAAUGAAUUUUCAUGAUAUUGAGUUACAAUCUCACGGUGCUUGUGGAAUAAAUUCUCCCCAAAACUCACUCGACGAAGGCAAUUUAUAUUUAUCAUUGUGCAAUACUGAGUCUCGAAUCGAAACUGAAAAUCCUUCAUUUAAAGAUGAACUUGAUUUAUCAAAGUCCACGAGUAAAGAUGAAGAUUUGUCUCUCGCUCUGAACUUUGACGACUCGUCUGAUAAUAUGGACAGUUCAUCGAGUUCGAGUGAGUCUUGUUUAUCUCCGAGGCAAGAGUAUCUCACAGCACAAAAAUCGGAGAAAAGAAUUCGACGAACGCCGAGUACUCGAUACCAACGAAUGAGACGGAAAUUAAAGAAGUUAAUCUCAAGAUCAAAAUCUUGUCCAGAAGUUAUUGUUGUUGCUCCAGUUGUUGCUCAGUCCAAAACCGAGCUGGAGCAACAAUAUUUAGAGUCUAUGAGAUUUCCAACUCCAGUUUUCAUGCUGCAGAAAUCAGGAUCCUUUCCAGCAAUAAGGCAGCAGAUAGCUAUGCACUUUCAAACCAAUCAAGAUUGGACGUCACGUCUUCCUGACCAUGUUUUAAUUCAAAUAUUUUCAUUGAUGGACACAAAGUCAUUGUCGAUGCUGAAAUGUGUUUGCAAAGAUUUUCAGUUUCUCAUUGACAGUUAUGAUGUCAGAGGUACUGACUCAAUGUGGGUAAAAGAUGAGAGAUACAUUGAUGAUCCAUGUCGAUUCUGUCGGAAGCGCUUUACAUCAGGCGAUGUCUCAAUGUGCCGAUAUCACGCUAAAUCAUAUCAUUGUGAUCUUCCAUACGGCCGAUCGUACUGGAUGUGCUGCUUCCAAAUCGAGAGAAAAGCCCCUGGAUGUCGGACUGGAAUACACGAUAACCAUUGGUGUUCUGUCCCUGGUUUUCCUAAGAAAUGCCAAGGCAAUCAAGCACAAUAACUUACUCUUUCAAAUUUUAUCUCGCUGUUUUUUAUUUAUUAAUAUUUCGUUAUCGAAUCCAUCGUCCUUAUAACAGCCCAAAAAUCAAUUUACAGAAGCGAAUAUUCAAAUUUAAAUUAAUUCAUAUACUAAACCCUUUUUCUGACUGAAAUUUUUGGAAUCCAAUUUAUCGUUGGAAAAAUAUUGAUAACAUUGGAGCUAUAACAUCAAAUUGUCAGCUUACUUGGCUCGUUCUGAAAAUCUAUAACUGGUUAUCUGCUAUGAAAUUUGGGUACUCAUGUAGUAUGUGAACCAAGAUGGCUGACACCUGAACGAAGUAUGUGUACCAGGUUAGGGUUAGGUCAUAAUUUCAGGUGCAAAUACUACGGGAGUCACUUGGCUAGUCCCCGAACUAGU